Messenger RNA from Leptosomus discolor (cuckoo roller), 549 nucleotides. The record is from RefSeq and is a predicted model, not a curated record. Lineage: Eukaryota; Metazoa; Chordata; Aves; Leptosomiformes; Leptosomidae.
GAAGCUAUUGAAGAAGAAGCAGACCCUCCUUUGCUUCCUGCGGCGAAGAAAGCAAAACACGACAGCCAGUGUCCUCCAGAGCUGGAAGCUGAAAGCGUUAAUCAUAGAACUGGAAAGGUGAAGGCAUCCACUAAAAAACCACCAGUGUCCAGGAGCAGAAGAGCCGCUUCAACCAGAGUGAUGCGCCUGAACAAAAGAUCCAGCAAAACCAACUUUAUCACUCCAGCUAAUGGUAGAGUUCUUGAUCUCAGUGCUCGGGGAGGUACCUCCAUGAUCACACCCAAAUUUGAUUCCAGAAUUUUCAAGACGCCGGGUUUGCGCACGCCUGCGGGAAACGAACGUGUCUACACCGUCUCUGCCAACGGCAGCCCCCUUGCUGACAGCAACGAUAUCUUCAUUACAGUCCCUGUCGGAGGAGGGGAGAGCAUUCGUUUAACAGCGAGUGAUUUGACCAAGAAGAAUCUUCUUCGUCUGAAUCCGGAGGCCCAAGGAAUUGUGAAGAAGCUAUCGGUUCGUCUCGCACAAGCUUGUAGCGGUGCAAAAACCUAG